AUGCCCACUGCGACAGCUGUCAAGCAGCGCAUUCAGGAACAACUUCACCACGACCAAGACCACGACACACCAGCCCCCCAGGCAGCGCUCGAGUUUGCACGCCAGGCUGAGCGUCUGGGCCAGUACACGCCAGAACAGGAAGACGAGACGACUGGCUCUACCCAGGCCACCGAGGCGCUCUUCAUCACCCCCCAGGAUCCUGUAAUCGAAACUGCAAAUGGACAUCGACUGCCUGCCGUGCCCCUGGAAGAAGCCACCAAGCUCAACGAGCUGCGCAGCGCCAUUGACAAGGAGCAUCCGCCACAACAGGGGCCUUUAUCACCACGCCUGCGUGAGGCAAAAGAUGGGACAGUCCACGGCCUUCUUCCAAAAGAAGCCGAGAUAAAGGGCGAGGGCUUCUCCGAUGUGCCCCUGGGCGAUUCCAAAGCGCCUUGGAAGACCAACCCGCUCUUCCCGCCAUUGCCCAUGUACGGGCCCCCCACGCUGCUGAGAAGGUGCCAGUGCUUGUUCUUUCGCGUCUGCUCGGGGAUCCUGUCAUUUCUAUUCCUUCUCGUCAUCAUCCUGGGCGCUGCAUUCACAUCUCUGCCGGGCAUAACCAAGAAUCUCUUCCUGUUGCUCACCUUUCGCAACCCCGACAAGCGGCGCAUCUUUUACGACGAAGAGGUCAAGCGCAAGGAAGCCAGGAGGGCGGCAGAGCAUGCGUGGAAGAGGCAAAGCAGGGCAUUGUCAGAGAAAAAGGGGAACGGAGAAGACGGGCGGACAGAUACUGAAUACGUGCCCCUGGAAGGUGGUCCUGAUCCCCUGGUCUGCGAUGUUCGCUACUACGCGCGCCGCGUCGGGUUGGACUGCGAAAUCUUCGACGUGCAGACCGAGGACGGUUUCAUAAUCGAGCUCUGGCAUCUCUACAACCCCCGCGACUACAAACGUACAAAUCCCUCGCAACGCUCACCACACUCACCCGACAUCUUUCCUGGAGACGGCACUCGUGUCGCUGGCUCACAGUAUGGGCCCGGCGAAAAAAAGUACCCGGUACUCAUGAUCCAUGGCCUCUUGCAAUCCGCGGGUGCAUACUGUACCAACGACGACGACAGUCUUGCAUUCUUCCUGGCCAAAUCCGGUUACGAUGUCUGGUUGGGCAAUAACAGAUGCGGGUUCAAGCCUCGGCACAGCACCCUGGACUACGGCGACCCCCGCAUGUGGGCGUGGAACAUUCGCCAGAUGGGUGUCAUGGACCUGCCUGCCCUCAUUUCACGCGUGCUGUCCGAGACGGGCUUCGAAAAAUUGGGCCUCAUUGCGCACAGCCAAGGCACAACGCAAACUCUGGUCGCCCUGGCCAAAGAACAGCGCCCGGAAAUCGGCGACAAGAUUAGCGUCUUUUGCGCAUUAGCACCUGCCGCCUAUGCUGGUCGUCUGAUUGAAAAAGCGCAGUUCAAGUUUAUGCAGGUCAUUAGCCCCAACAUGUUCCGCGCCGUGUUUGGCAUUCACGCCUUCAUCCCGUUGAUGAUGACGAUGCACCGUCUCCUCCCGGGGAAAUUGUAUGGUGCCAUGGGGUAUCGCGUCUUUUCAUUCUUGUUCGACUGGACGGAUGCGCGGUGGGACCGCGGUCUGCGAGACCGGCUGUUCCAGUUUGCUCCCGUCUAUGUGAGUGCCGAGAGCAUGCGAUGGUGGCUGGGACGAGAGUGUUUUGCAAAGCAAAAGUGCAUCCUGGCUACAAGAGAAGAAAAGGCAAUCGAAGACCGAGAAGACGAAGAGCGCGAGCGCAGGAAGCGAGAAGCAAAGGGAGAAGCGCAAGUCGAAGACGAUGCAAACCAAGAAGACAAGAAGGCUGCUGCGCGCUUUGCAUGGUAUGGGCCGCGGACGCCUCCGUUCGCGCUCUGGGUAUGCGGCGAUGACCACCUCGUCGACGGGCGGCGACUGCUCCGUCGGUUUGAACAUGACCGCGAGCCGCAUGUCGAUGUGGUGCACUCCAAGGUCAUUGAAGGAUACGAGCACUUGGACGUGAUCUGGGCCGUGGACGUGAUUGAGCAAGUGGGCAACGAGGUGCGCGAGGUAAUAUGGAAGACGGCGCCAGAGGAUGCACGCAACAUGUGCCGGACGCCCAAGGGCUGCGAAGAGGUGGAUGUAUUUUAUCAGAAGAACGGGUAACUAAUAGAGGCAGCAUAUAGAUGGAGCGUUUUUCGUACCCGAGAUAUCCCUGGCUUCGAUUCCCCUGUAGCGCACAACUAGACCAGGAGGC
Exserohilum turcica Et28A is the source of this 2236-nucleotide messenger RNA. RefSeq lists its product as uncharacterized. The record is from RefSeq and is a predicted model, not a curated record. Gene Ontology annotation, biological process: lipid metabolic process. Lineage: Eukaryota; Fungi; Ascomycota; Dothideomycetes; Pleosporales; Pleosporaceae. The transcript has a single exon. Bases 1 to 2145 code for a protein of 714 amino acids.